UGGAGCUGAAGCUGCCGGGAGCCUGGAGUGGGCAAAGCGGCGUGAGCAGCGGCCCCAGGCUCCGGCAGCGUCGCGCUCGGAGAAGACCUCGCAGCUCGGGGCCGCAGCCUGGUGAGCUCAGCCGCCUUCAGGCCCUCCCCUACAUCCCUGCCGGGGCCUCUCCGAGACGGCGCUGAUCGACGCCGAAACACCCGGGGACCCUAUCGUGACUCCAUCGCGCCAUAUCGCGACAUCAUCGUGCCCUGUCGAGACUCCAUUUUGUCACAGCUCUUCUCAACAUAUAGCUAUAUAUUUUAUUUGCCCUGUCAUCUUUGGGGGCUGUCCCAUGUCGUGAUUUUGCCGUGAUCUCUCCGUGACAUCACCGCGCCAUCGUGAAGUGUGAUCUCAUCGCCGCCCUGUCGUGACUUCAUCAAUGUCGUGUUGUGACUUGGCCGCGGCGGGACAGUUGGGCAAGACUGGCAUCAUGGCCUCAGAUUGUGAGCCAGCUCUGAACCAGGCAGAGAGCCGAAACCCCACCCUGGAGCGCUACCUGGGAGCCCUCCGUGAGGCCAAGAAUGACAGCGAGCAGUUUGCAGCCCUGCUUCUAGUGACCAAGGCAGUCAAAGCAGGUGACAUCGAUGCCAAAACUCGGAGGCGGAUCUUUGAUGCUGUGGGCUUCACCUUCCCCAAUCGUCUCCUGACCACCAAGGAGGCACCGGAUGGCUGCCCUGACCACGUUCUCCGAGCCCUGGGCGUGGCCCUGCUGGCCUGCUUCUGCAGUGACCCUGAACUGGCCGCCCAUCCCCAGGUCCUGAACAAGAUCCCCAUCCUCAGCACCUUCCUUACAGCCCGGGGGGACCCUGAUGAUGCUGCCCGCCGUUCCAUGAUCGAUGACACCUACCAAUGCCUGACGGCUGUAGCAGGUACACCCCGUGGGCCCCGGCACCUCAUUGCUGGUGGCACUGUGUCUGCCCUAUGUCAGGCAUACCUGGGGCAUGGCUAUGGCUUUGACCAGGCCCUGGCACUUCUGGUGGGGCUGCUGGCUGCAGCUGAGGCACAGUGCUGGAAGGAGGCGGAGCCUGACCUGCUGGCCGUGUUGCGGGGCCUCAGUGAAGAUUUCCAGAAAGCCGAGGAUGCCAGCAAGUUUGAGCUCUGCCAGCUGCUGCCUCUCUUUCUGCCCCCGACAACUGUGCCCUCUGAAUGCCUCCGGGAUCUGCAGGCCGGGCUGGCACGCAUCCUCGGCAGCAAGCUGAGCUCCUGGCAGCGCAACCCCGCACUAAAGCUGGCAGCCCGCCUGGCACACGCCUGUGGCUCCAACUGGAUCCCGGCGGGCAGCUCCGGGAGCAAGUUCCUGGCCCUGCUGGUGAAUCUGGCAUGUGUGGAGGUACGGCUGGCGCUGGAGGAGACGGGCACAGAGGUAAAAGAGGAUGUGGUGACUGCCUGCUAUGCCCUCAUGGAGUUGGGGAUCCAGGAAUGCACCCGCUGUGAGCAGUCACUGCUUAAGGAGCCACAGAAGGUACAGCUUGUGAGCAUCAUGAAGGAGGCCAUCGGGGCUGUCAUCCACUACCUGCAGCAGGUGGGGCCGGAGAAGCAGAAGGAGCCCUUUGUGUUUGCUUCGGUGCGGAUCCUGGGUGCCUGGCUGGCUGAAGAGACCUCGUCUCUGCGCAAGGAGGUCUGCCAACUGCUGCCCUUCCUCGUUCGCUAUGCCAAGACCCUCUAUGAGGAGGCUGAGGAAGCCAAUGACCUGUCUCAGCAGGUGGCCACCCUGGCCAUCUCCCCCACUACCCCAGGGCCCACCUGGCCAGGGGACGCUCUCCGGCUCCUUCUGCCCGGCUGGUGCCACCUGACGGUCGAAGAUGGGCCCCGGGAGAUCCUGAUCAAGGAGGGGGCCCCCUCACUUCUGUGCAAGUAUUUUCUGCAGCAGUGGGAACUCACAUCCCCUGGCCAUGACACCUCCGUGCUGCCUGACAGCGUGGAGAUCGGCCUGCAGACCUGCUGCCACAUCUUCCUCAACCUGGUGGUCACUGCACCUGGGCUGAUCAAGCGAGAUGCGUGCUUCACAUCUCUCAUGAACACCCUGAUGACGUCGCUGCCCUCGCUAGUGCAGCAGCAGGGGAGGCUGCUUCUAGCUGCCAAUGUGGCUACCCUGGGCCUCCUCAUGGCCCGGCUCCUUAGCACCUCUCCAGCUCUUCAGGGAACACCAGCAUCCAGAGGUUUCUUCGCAGCCGCCAUCCUCUUCCUGUCGCAAUCCCAUGUGGCACGGGCCACACCUGGCUCAGACCAGGCAGUGCUGGCCCUGUCCCCUGACUACGAGGGCAUCUGGGCUGAUCUUCAGGAGCUCUGGUUCCUGGGCAUGCAGGCCUUCACAGGCUGCGUGCCGCUGCUUCCCUGGCUGGCCCCCGCUGCCCUGCGUUCCCGCUGGCCGCAGGAGCUGCUCCAGCUGCUCGGCAGCGUCAGCCCCAACUCCGUCAAGCCGGAGAUGGUAGCCGCCUAUCAGGGUGUCCUGGUGGAGUUGGCACGGGCCAACCGGCUGUGCCGGGAGGCCAUGAGGCUGCAGGCAGGUGAGGAGACGGCCAGCCACUACCGCAUGGCUGCCCUGGAGCAAUGCCUGUCGGAGCCCUGAGGGGGUGUCCACUGGGGACAGACCCGGGGGUGGGCAGUGAGGGAAUGAGGGAGGAGGCAUCUUCCCUGAAGCCCCCAAACUGGAUCCCCCUCCCCAACUCCCCCCCAAACACCCCAGCUUUCUGGCUUUUUCAAGAGCAAGGGCAUGGUGCCCACCCUUCAAAUGUAAGGAACUGCGUCCUGCCCCCUGAGGCUGCUCACGGGCAGGGAUUGUCUUGGAAAUCAGUGAGGCUGUCCCCGCCAGGUCGGGGAAGGUUGGAGUAGCCCCCAGGGAGGGGGGCUUUUAAGUGUCAUUGUGGCCAGUGUCUGGCUCCCCGAAGGAGGGAGUCCCCAGGGUGGGACAGGGCUGGCAGGAGCUGGCUGCUUCAGCCCAUUUGCCCUGCCGGCCAGGGUGUGGGCUCCUUUGGCUGUGGUGCCCCUCUGGCCUUCCAGGUCCACGUCCUUUAAAUUGGCCAUUCAAUUCUUGUCUUUGGCCCUCUUGGUCAGAGAGCGGGCUCAGGCCAUUGACAUCACAGUUCUUCCUAUCAACUUCAGUGACCCAGGGUCUGAAAUGCUCCAUCCAUCCAGGGAAACCUGGGACAGACCGUGCUGGUGUGGUGGGGGGAACCUUCCGCCUGAGCUUCCUUGAAGGGACCCAAAAGUCCUGCGGCCCCGUGGUCUCUAAGCUUUUGUGUCGUGUUACAGCAGAGUGAUGAUGAGGGUUGGGGGGGGAUUUAUUUUGCCAGUCCUUACCCCUGCUUGGACACCUGAGCAUCUAAUUUCUGUCCUCCUGGUGCCAUCUGGCCUGGCUGGAGCCAGGAACAGGAGGGACACUUUCCCAGAAACCGCAUGUUUCCCUAGUGAUUGCACCCCAUCGCAUCGUGGUGCCUGGCUUUAAAUCCCACCCUGCUUAUGACUCCUCUCUGCAGAGAGACGCGACUGGCGGCUCCAGCAGGGACUACCAUUCUUAUGAACCCAGGGGGACCCCCACAUACCUGAUUCCUUGCUUCCUUUCCCCUUUCUUUCUUCCUCCCCUCCCCCAGUAUGUUCUGUGAUCGCCAAGUUCAAAGCUGUGCACAUGUGGACACUCAAUAAAUGUUCAUUGGUGAAG
Phyllostomus hastatus (greater spear-nosed bat) is the source of this 3691-nucleotide messenger RNA. RefSeq names its product neurochondrin (gene NCDN). The record is from RefSeq and is a predicted model, not a curated record. Gene Ontology annotation, biological process: neuron projection development; regulation of neuronal synaptic plasticity. The coding region runs from base 413 to 2602 and encodes 729 amino acids. The transcript has 7 exons. Gene Ontology annotation, cellular component: dendrite. Lineage: Eukaryota; Metazoa; Chordata; Mammalia; Chiroptera; Phyllostomidae.